ACCUUCACUGCCUGGUGCAACUCUCACCUGCGUAAGGCAGGGACACAGAUCGAGAACAUUGAAGAAGACUUCAGGAAUGGACUCAAACUCAUGCUGCUGCUGGAGACCGUGGAAAAACGUUUCUUCUCUUUAUUUACUUUUUUUCAUUGGGUUUCUUCCUGGCUAUGUCUGCCCUUGCAGGAUGACCCUAUUGGCAACCUCAACACUGCUUUUGAGGUAGCAGAGAAAUACCUUGACAUCCCUAAAAUGCUUGAUGCAGAUGACAUUGUGAACACUCCGAAACCUGAUGAGAAGGCUAUCAUGACCUAUGUGUCAUGUUUCUACCAUGCUUUCGCUGGAGCAGAGCAGGCUGAGACAGCAGCUAACAGAAUCUGCAAAGUGCUGGCCGUGAACCAGGAAAAUGAGAAGCUGAUGGAAGAAUAUGAGAAACUGGCCAGCGAGCUUCUGGAGUGGAUCCGUAGGACCAUCCCCUGGUUGGAGAACCGCGUGGCCGAGCAGACCAUGCAUGCCAUGCAGCAGAAGCUAGAGGAUUUCAGGGAUUAUCGACGUGUGCAUAAGCCACCCAAGGUUCAGGAGAAGUGUCAGCUGGAGAUCAACUUCAACACCCUACAGACCAAGCUGAGGCUCAGCAACAGGCCUGCCUUCAUGCCCUCUGAAGGCAAAAUGGUUUCAGACAUUGCCAAUGCCUGGAAGGGUCUGGAGCAGGUAGAGAAGGGUUACGAGGAGUGGCUGCUCACAGAAAUCCGUCGUCUGGAGAGACUGGACCACCUGGCCGAGAAGUUUAAGCAGAAGUCUACCUUGCACGAAUCAUGGACCACAGGAAAGGAGGAGCUGCUGUCUCAGAAAGACUAUGAGUCCGCCUCUCUAAUGGAGAUCCGUGCUCUGAUGAGGAAACACGAGGCAUUUGAGAGCGACCUCGCUGCUCACCAGGACAGAGUGGAGCAGAUUGCUGCUAUUGCACAGGAGCUCAAUGAACUGGAUUAUUAUGAUGCUGCUACCAUCAAUGCCCGAUGCCAGGGCAUCUGUGACCAGUGGGACAACCUGGGCACCCUGACCCAGAAAAGGAGAGAAUCACUGGAGCGUGUGGAGAAGCUUUGGGAGACAAUUGACCAGUUGUACCUGGAGUUCGCCAAGAGGGCAGCACCCUUCAACAACUGGAUGGAUGGAGCUAUGGAAGAUCUGCAAGACAUGUUCAUUGUUCACAGUAUUGAGGAGAUUCAGAGCUUGAUCACAGCCCAUGACCAAUUCAAGGCCACCCUACCAGAAGCUGAUAAGGAACGCAUGGCCAUCAUGGGCAUUCAUAGCGAGAUCCUGAAGAUAGCUCAAACAUACGGCAUUAAGGUAGUGGGCGAGAAUCUCUACACUGUCCUUUCUCCUCAGGAUAUUAGCAACAAAUGGGAAGCUGUGAAGCAACUGGUCCCAAUGCGUGACCAGACGUUGCAGGAGGAAGUAGCCAGGCAGCAGUCCAAUGAGAGGCUGAGACGCCAGUUUGCUGCUCAGGCCAAUAUCAUUGGACCCUGGGUUCAGACCAAGAUGGAGGAGAUCAGCCACGUGUCAAUUGAUAUUGCCGGUUCUCUAGAGGAACAGAUGAGCAAUCUGAAAACAUAUGAGCAGAACAUCAUUAAUUACAAGUCCAAUAUUGACAAACUGGAAGGAGACCACCAGCUCAGCCAGGAGGGUCUUAUCUUUGACAACAAGCACACCAACUACACUAUGGAGCAUGUGCGUGUAGGAUGGGAGCAGCUCCUCACCACUAUCGCCCGUACGAUCAACGAGGUUGAGAACCAGAUCUUGACCCGUGACGCCAAGGGCAUCAGCCAGGAGCAGCUGAACGAGUUCAGAGCCUCCUUCAACCACUUUGACCGGAAGAGGAAUGGCAUGAUGGAUCCUGAUGACUUCCGUGCUUGCCUAAUUUCUAUGGGUUAUGAUCUGGGCGAAGUUGAAUUUGCACGCAUUAUGACUCUGGUGGACCCCAACAACACAGGAGUUGUUACCUUCCAGGCAUUUAUUGACUUCAUGACCAGGGAGACAGCCGAGACAGACACUGCUGAGCAGGUCAUGGCCUCCUUCAAGAUCCUGGCUUCUGACAAGCUGUACAUUACAGUGGAGGAGCUGAGGAGGGAGCUGCCCCCAGAACAAGCCGAAUACUGUAUCAGCCGCAUGACUAAGUACAUUGGCGGUGAUGCUACCCCAGGCUCCCUGGAUUAUAUCUCCUUCUCCAGUGCCCUGUAUGGAGAAAGCGACUUGUAGAGCCCUUCCUGACAUGUACACCACUCACAACAUCCCCUACACCCUACUCCAAAAUUCAUGAAACCCUUAAAUAUCUAACUCCAGGAACAA
Molecule: messenger RNA, 2340 nt
Organism: Sinocyclocheilus grahami
Lineage: Eukaryota; Metazoa; Chordata; Actinopteri; Cypriniformes; Cyprinidae
Product: alpha-actinin-2-like
Exons: 16
Molecular function (GO): calcium ion binding; protein binding
Source: RefSeq, a predicted model, not a curated record